Suillus fuscotomentosus is the source of this 618-nucleotide messenger RNA. RefSeq lists its product as uncharacterized. The transcript is spliced from 3 exons. The coding region runs from base 1 to 618 and encodes 205 amino acids. Lineage: Eukaryota; Fungi; Basidiomycota; Agaricomycetes; Boletales; Suillaceae. The record is from RefSeq and is a predicted model, not a curated record.
AUGGCCGCAUCUCACUGCUCGGAUGCCCCUCCACAAAACACCUGUCUUCAAGUCCCACAAACAACUCAAGCGUCUUGUCAUACGAGCUUGUCAUCAUACGUUGGCUAUCGGGAAAAUCUGCGACUGCGGUUGCGCCGCUCUCAUGAUCUUCAACAACGUGCGGUGCUGGAAACGAGCUUCGAUAUCUUGCUGGAUGCUGAAGAUGUAGAGCACGGUCAAGGUAGACUUUGGAGGGAUUGUGGCUGUCUUUCUUUGAGCUGCAGAGGUGCACACCCUAGUAAGACAUGGACCCCAUUCAUCUCUUCAGGUGAAUAUGUCUCCCUUACCGCUCUUUCUCGCCUCAUUAAUCUUGCAACUAGUCUCAAGGACGAUGUCAUCCUCAUAUCACAACCUGCUGAAGCUCAAACUUCUUCGCCGUCGCCUGUGUUGUCUCAUGUAUUCAAUACCUUCUUCGCCGCAGCUUGCUACUCCAUCUCACCAGCACAGGCCAAUGAUGCAUGGACACUCCUACGACAUGUUAUCUGGCAUGGUGCCAUUGAUAUGGAUGUCAGCUCAAUAUGGGAACAUGAUGCGCAGCGCAGGGGAUCCGAUCGCCGCUCCAAGGUCAUCAUAAGGUAG